AUGCAUAUAUCAACCAUUUUCGUUUUAAUAGCACUAUCGCUUUCAUCACAAUUUUUGUUAGCUUCUGCGCAGUCAACGCCUGAUAAUACUGUCGACAAGUCACCGUCAAUUGAAAAUAGUCCUUGUGAAAAUGAUUGGGAUUGUAUUAAUAAUAAGAUAAACCCCGAAAUGAAAGUAUCAUGGUUUAACCAAACAACCAAAAGGAGGCCGGGUGACUUUAUGUGUAUACAGAAAAAAUGCAAAUUUGUGGUUGCUGCUGGUCAACCAUGUCGAGAUGAAACAGAUUGUAUAGCAUAUCAUUAUUCAAUUAUAUAUAACGUUCAAUUUGAGCAAAAAGAGAUUUGUAGUCCAAAGUAUUGUAAUUUUGAAUCAAGUUGCGAUGGAGCAUGGGAUCAAAAAGAUCUUACUUUACCUCAAAUUGAAAAACCAUCGAACUGUUGUAAUGGACUUCCUUCAGAGUCAAAAUGUGAUAUAGUAGCGAAUGAUGUUGAUCCAUGUGAUUAUAGUUCGAGUUGUAAUUAUGAUAAAACAUCUGGUAUCGCAAAAUGUUUGUUAAAUGCAGAUCGAAAGGGAAGUAUUUGGAUCGGUGUCUUAAUAUGUUUAUUGGGAGGUGUAGCUGCAAAUAUCGGAUUGAAUAUUCAAAAAUAUGCUUUUACCAAGCACCAAGAAGAAUCGAACAAAAUAACAAAUGUAAAUGAUGAUAUUGGUCCAACAAAUAAUUUGGACCGUUCUAGCCUUUAUAAAAAAUUGGAAAGAUUUAUGUUCUGGAAACAAAUUAUUGUAUCGCCGCUCUGGGUCUUUGGACUGGUUAUCUACAUUUUCGGAAGCUUGUUAGGUUUUGUCGCAUUAAAAUUCGCUCCACAAUCACUCGUCGCACCGCUAGGCGUUGUGUCUUUGGUCGUCAAUCUGAUAAUCGCUCCGAUACUUCAUCAUCAAACAUUAACAGUCUGGGACAUUGUUGGUGUCGUAAUCAUCAUAGGCGGUAGUAUCGUGAUCACAGUAUACUCUGGAAUUGUUAUACAAGCUCGAGAGGAUGCAAUUGCACUUGUCCAAGAAGACGCCGCUGCUGCUACUACCGGACAUGUACAAAGUUCCACUAAUGCAAAUGAGUCAUCGCUUAUUGAAGUAGUAACGGAACAAGACUCGAAGGACAAAAUAACGCAUAAUGUGCUUGACAAGCAGAAUAUUUCUGAUAAAGUGGUGCAUGACGUUGAAAAAACAAACCAUAUACCCCCACCUCGGAUUUCAAUUUCUUCAAUGCGUACAGUCGGAUCUGCCAUUAGAAAACGAAACCUUAAAGAAAAGAUUCUUUUGCCGCUGGCUUAUGCAAUAUUGGCAUCCAGUUUGGCCACAAUCACUACCCUUUUUGCAAAGGUGCCAAUCUUUUAUUGCAAUUGGAGUUUAUUUGAUAUAAUAGGAGGGGGCAUCUAUUAUGAUGAAUUUCAUAACUUUACCGUAGAGAAAUAUAUAGGAUUUAUUGUUGGAAUAUGCUUUAUAUUCUUUGGUGUAACAUUAUUAAGUAAGAGAUUAGCUAUGUUAACGAAAGAAGAAGAAUUGCUUAAAGAAAGGCAAAAGGUAUUGGAGCAAGAGUUGAAGAAGAAAAGGAAUAAUAGUAGGAACAAAUCGGUAUAUGAUGAAAAGAAAAAGGUGAAACCCCUAAAUUAA
This is a messenger RNA of Funneliformis geosporum, 1665 nucleotides long. The record is from the annotation of a GenBank genome assembly. Lineage: Eukaryota; Fungi; Glomeromycota; Glomeromycetes; Glomerales; Glomeraceae.